This is a messenger RNA of Xyrauchen texanus (razorback sucker), 2044 nucleotides long. RefSeq names its product dihydrolipoyl dehydrogenase, mitochondrial-like. The record is from RefSeq and is a predicted model, not a curated record. Gene Ontology annotation, molecular function: dihydrolipoyl dehydrogenase (NADH) activity; flavin adenine dinucleotide binding. Lineage: Eukaryota; Metazoa; Chordata; Actinopteri; Cypriniformes; Catostomidae. Gene Ontology annotation, cellular component: mitochondrion; oxoglutarate dehydrogenase complex. The coding region runs from base 94 to 1617 and encodes 507 amino acids. The transcript is spliced from 14 exons.
UCGCUCUCCGCACUGCGCAUGCGUAAAUUGACAAGUCCUUGGACGCUGCGAUAGCUGUAGGUGAAGCGGUAUCGCAAGGGACGUACUGUGAAAAUGCAGUCCUGGAACCAUCUGUAUCGCACACUUGCCACGCGAAGUCAGCACCUCCCCUGCAAGCUACAAGGUGCCACAGUCUUAUCUGCAAGAACGUAUGCUGACAAAGCAGCAAUUGAUGCUGAUGUCACAGUUGUGGGCUCUGGGCCUGGAGGGUACGUUGCCGCCAUCAAAGCAGCCCAGCUAGGUUUUAAGACGGUAUGCGUGGAAAAAAAUGACACCCUUGGAGGCACGUGCUUAAAUGUGGGCUGCAUCCCAUCAAAGGCUCUUCUAAACAACUCUUACUUGUAUCACAUGGCUCAUGGGAAAGACUUUGAAAGCAGAGGCAUUGAGAUUCAGGGGAUCUCAUUGAACCUGGAGAAGAUGAUGGGACAGAAGAGUGGGGCUGUCAAAGCACUGACAGGAGGAAUCGCCCACUUAUUCAAACAGAACAAAGUAACUCAUGUCAAUGGGUUUGGAAUGAUAACUGGUAAGAAUCAAGUGACUGCAAAGACUGCUGAUGGAGAUCAAGUCAUAAACACUAAGAACAUCCUAAUUGCCACUGGAUCAGAGGUCACCCCUUUCCCAGGGAUUCAGAUUGAUGAAGAUACGGUAGUCUCUUCCACUGGUGCUUUGUCCCUCAAGAAGGUUCCAGAAGAGCUCAUUGUGAUUGGAGCUGGAGUCAUUGGGGUGGAGUUGGGGUCUGUGUGGCAGAGACUGGGUGCGAAAGUCACAGCAGUAGAGUUCCUUGGCCAUGUUGGUGGAAUGGGCAUCGACAUGGAGAUCUCCAAGAACUUCCAGCGAAUUCUUCAGAAACAAGGCUUGAAGUUCAAACUGAGCACCAAGGUCAUGGGUGCGACCAAGAGACCUGACGGCAAGAUCGAUGUGGCUGUGGAGGCUGCUGCUGGUGGCAAGAAUGAGAUGCUCACCUGUGACGUUCUGUUGGUGUGCAUUGGUCGCCGCCCCUUUACCGGUAACCUUGGCCUUGAGAGUGUCGGUAUUGAGCUGGAUAACCGUGGAAGAAUCCCAGUCAACGGCCGCUUCCAGACCAAAGUGCCAACUAUCUAUGCCAUUGGAGAUGUGGUAGCUGGACCCAUGUUGGCACACAAAGCUGAGGAUGAGGGUAUUAUUUGUGUUGAAGGAAUAGCAGGGGGAGCCGUCCAUAUCGACUACAACUGUGUGCCCUCUGUCAUUUAUACACACCCUGAGGUCGCCUGGAUUGGCAAGACAGAGGAACAACUCAAAGAUGAAGGCGUACCAUAUAAAGUGGGCAAAUUCCCCUUUGCGGCUAACAGCAGAGCAAAGACAAAUGCUGAUACAGAUGGACUGGUGAAGAUCCUCGGCCACAAGGAUACAGACAGGAUGCUGGGCGCACACAUUCUGGGAUCGGGAGCAGGGGAGAUUAUUAAUGAGGCUGCAUUAGCUAUGGAGUAUGGGGCAUCAUGUGAGGAUGUUGCAAGAGUGUGCCACGCCCACCCUACUGUGUCAGAGGCCUUCAGGGAAGCUAACAUUGCUGCUUCUUUUGGAAAAGCUAUCAACUUUUAGAUUUUCUGCACAUACACAUGUAUAUAAAUGUCUGCUGCAUAUUUUUAUUUUUCCCCUAACGGUCUACACACUCUGGAGUUUCUCUCUGGGCUUACAGAUGUAUCCUUCAUGCAAACAUUCAGAAUAAACCUGUAAAACAUUUAGUAUGUUAUUUAAUUGUCCUAAUAAAGGAGUCUGGGCCUUAUGUUGAACUUUGUCUUCUUGAGCAAAAGACCAUUUGGAUUUUAUAAAUCAGUGUAGGUUACUGAUGGAUUUCAUGCUGAUGGUCAUAAAUGUGACCAAGAGUUUCCUUAAAACCAAAGUUUGCUCGAUUGAAAAACAUGGUAAAUUAAGAGUAACCUCAUAAUGCUGUUUUAGUUCUUGCUUUCAUUAAGUGAGAUGUGCUUUUUGCACAGUUUUGACAGAUGUAUGAUACAAAUUGAUCAAA